Molecule: messenger RNA, 879 nt
Organism: Vitis riparia (riverbank grape)
Lineage: Eukaryota; Viridiplantae; Streptophyta; Magnoliopsida; Vitales; Vitaceae
Product: syntaxin-51-like
Exons: 6
Coding region: 102-803 (233 amino acids)
Biological process (GO): vesicle fusion; intracellular protein transport
Cellular component (GO): SNARE complex; endomembrane system
Molecular function (GO): SNARE binding; SNAP receptor activity
Source: RefSeq, a predicted model, not a curated record
ACGGCCUUCGGGACAAGGAGAGAAUAAUAGUAAUACCAGAGGAGAGAGGAAAGGGCAGCUUGUUGCAGGGCUCAUCCACCGUCUCAGUCACUUCACGGUCAAUGGCAUCUUCUUCAGACUCAUGGAUAAAGGAGUACUAUGAAGCAUCAAAACUUGCUGAUGAUAUAAAUGGCAUGAUUUCUGAAAGGAUUUCACUUCCCACAUCAGGAUCAGAAAUACAGCGUCAUGCAUCUGCAAUACGGAGAAAGAUUACAAUACUUGGGACUAGGCUCGAUAGCUUACAGUCCCUUUUGUUGAAGCUUCCUGGAAAGCAGCCCAUAACAGAGAAAGAAAUGAAUCGCCGCAAGGACAUGCUUUCAAAUUUGAGAUCAAAAGUGAGCCAAAUGGCAUCCACAUUGAACAUGUCAAACUUUGCAAACAGGGAUAGCUUACUUGGGCCAGAAAUAAAGCCUGACGAUGCCAUGGGCAGAACAACUGGCUUGGACAACCAAGGACUUGUUGGUCUUCAGCGACAAAUUAUGAAAGAACAAGAUGAGGGCCUUGAUAACUUAGAGGAGACAGUCAUAAGUACAAAACAUAUUGCAUUGGCGGUCAACGAGGAACUUGACUUGCACACUAGACUUAUUGAUACCUUGGACCAGCAUGUAGAUACAACGGACUCUCGCCUGGGGCGAGUGCAGAAGAACCUAGCGAUUUUGAACAAGCGGACCAAGGGCGGUUGCACCUGCUUUUGCAUGCUUUUAUUGGUUAUUGGAAUUGUGAUUCUGAUUGUUGUGAUUUUGGUGCUGAUAAAAUACUUGUGAUACGAACUGUUUGUCGUUUGCUUUGGAAUCGGCUUUUGUUAUCCCUGUUGUUGAAACAUUUUCUUCUUCCUCUUUU